Molecule: messenger RNA, 1811 nt
Organism: Sinocyclocheilus rhinocerous
Lineage: Eukaryota; Metazoa; Chordata; Actinopteri; Cypriniformes; Cyprinidae
Product: tripartite motif-containing protein 16-like
Exons: 7
Molecular function (GO): protein binding; zinc ion binding
Source: RefSeq, a predicted model, not a curated record
UAAGCAGCUGGAACCAGAAGAGUUAAAUUCCUUAAGCUUCCCAUUCUAGACACACCUAUUUUGCACAAGUCUCCUCAACCAGGAAACUGUUUCAUUUGUUCAGAGAAAGUGAAAGUUAAGUGCUGUUGAGCUGAUGUUUGUUUCUCUGUCUGAAUGUACAUGCAGUGAAAUGGCAGAAACCAGUUUUUCUCAGGAUCAGUUCAGCUGUGCAGUGUGUCUGGAUCUCCUGAAGGAUCCAGUGGCCAUUCCCUGUGGACACAGUUACUGUAUGAGCUGUAUUACAAGCUACUGGGAUCAGGAGGAUCAGAAGGGAGUCAACAGCUGCCCUCAAUGCAGACAGACCUUCACUCCAAGACCUGCUUUAAAUAAAAACACCAUGCUGACUGAAGUGGUGGAGCAACUGAAGAAGACUAAACUCCAGGCUGCUGUUCCUGCUGGACCUGAAGAUGUGGAGUGUGACGUCUGUACUGUGAGAAAAAAUAAAGCUGUCAAGUCCUGUCUGGUGUGUCUGAACUCUUACUGUCAAAAUCACCUCCAACAACAUGAGAAUCUCUUUAAAGGUAAGAGACACAAUCUGACAGAAGCCAUUGGACGACUUCAGGAGAUGAUCUGCCCAAAACAUAAUAAACAACUGGAAAUCUAUUGUCAUACUGACCAGCAAUGCAUUUGUUAUCUGUGCACAAUGGAUAAUCACAAAAACCAUGAUACUGUAGCAGCUGUAGCAGAGAGGACAAAGAAACAGGUGGUUUUGGAAGAGAGAAAGAGAAAAUUCCAGCAGAGAAUCCAGCAGAGGCAGAAAGAUCUUGAGGAGCUGAGAGAGGCUGUGGAGUCUCAUGAGCGCUCUGCACAGACAGCAGUAGAGGACAGUGAGAGGAUCUUUACUGAGCUCAUCCGCUCCAUUGAGAGAAGCCGCUCUGAGUUGACACAGCGGAUCAGAGAACGGGAAAAGGCUGCAGUUAGUCGAGCUGAAGGACUCAUUGAGCAACUGGAGCAGGAGAUUGAUGAUCUGAGGAGGAAAGACGUUGAGCUGGAGAAGCUUUCGCAAACAGAUGAUCACAUCCAUUUCCUCCAGAAUUUCCAGUCUCUUGCUAUACCUCCUGAAUCUACAGAUAUACCUGAUGUCACUGUCAGCUCUCUCCUCUCUUUUGAUGAUGUGAGAAAGUCUGUCUCUCAACUGAAAGAAAAACUGCAGGAUUUCUGUAGAGAGGAAAUAGACAAGAUUUCUGGCAAAGCAACAUACAUUGAAAUUAUUCCCACCAAUGAACCCAAGAUCAGAGAGGAGUUCUUGCAAUAUUCCAGUCGGUUCACUCUGGAUCCAAACACAGUGAAUAAAAACCUCUGUCUGUCUGAGAGGAACAGAGUGGUUACUUUCACUGACAGAGUCCAGCAGUAUCCUGAUCAUCCAAACCGAUUUUAUAGUUUGUUGCAGGUGUUGUGUAGAGAGAGUUUAUGUGGACGCUGCUACUGGGAGACUGAGUGGAGCGGGAGUCUCGGUGUGGGUAUAUCAGUGUCAUAUAAGAACAUAAGCAGGAAGGGACGGAGAAAUGAGUGUGUGUUUGGAUAUAAUGAUCAAUCCUGGAGACUGUCUUGUUCUCCUUCUAGUUACUCAUUCUGGCACAAUGGCAGUUGUACUGAUUUCCCUGAACUCUUCAGCUGCAGUAGAAUAGGAGUGUAUGUGGAUCACAGUGCAGGAACUCUGUCCUUCUACAGCGUCUCUGACACAAUGAGCCUCAUCCACAGAGUCCAGACCACAUUCACUCAGCCGCUCUAUCCUGGGUUUGGCCUACAAAGCAAAUACUCGCUUUAUUCCU